Molecule: messenger RNA, 2351 nt
Organism: Cotesia glomerata
Lineage: Eukaryota; Metazoa; Arthropoda; Insecta; Hymenoptera; Braconidae
Exons: 13
Coding region: 1-1569 (522 amino acids)
Biological process (GO): microtubule anchoring
Cellular component (GO): sperm flagellum; ciliary basal body; centriole
Molecular function (GO): microtubule binding
Source: RefSeq, a predicted model, not a curated record
AUGGAAAUUUGUCCAGCGCCGGUAACGCGAUCGGAAAUUCCCCAUUCAAUAAUUACGAUAAGAAAUACUAUUUGCUUAGGUCAUGAAGACACAUGUAAUUGUUGCUGUUGCUCUAAUCCUCAGCCAGCGUACCUCAAAUAUGUUCAACCUUCCGUUCCAAAAUCAUUCAAACCCGUCCGAUAUUAUUGGUGCAAUGACAUACCGUUUGAAGCUGAUACAACCUAUAAAUUGUCCUUUUUAGACGGACCAACACCAAGUGGAAAUUCAGUCAAGCCGGUACUUCCAGAAGAUUCUCUAACAGUUGGCGAUGGAAAAUUAAAUGACGAAACAAUUCAUAAACUAAGUUAUUUAGGUAAUUGGUCUGUGAAACGAGAAAUUCCGAAUGAAUCAGGGCCGUGGAGAGCAGUUCAACAAUGGCUAGGCAGAGGACCAAUCCAAGAUAAUACAACAAGCAAAGAUGCUUAUACAUGGAAGUGUAUUGCACGAUCUAAACCUUUCAAAGCGUCAACCAACUUACGUUGUCCUUGUGCAUCUAUAGAUGAUAAAACAACCUAUAAGUUAAGCUAUUACGAAUCAGGCUGUCGCAUUCCAGUACCAGAAUCUUUUAAACCAAAGAAAAUAUAUACCAAGAGUGACGUUCCGAUGGAUGAAAAAACUACUUACAAGCUCAGUUAUUGGCCUUACGAAACACCGUCCAAGGAAAUCCAUCCGUGGAAUCAAAAAGUACAGUAUCAAGUGCCAUCAACUCCGCUUGAUGACACCACGGUUUAUAACUUAAGUUAUUGGCCGAAUAAUCAACGCGUCAGAAAACCGUUCAGUCACUCUGCAAAACAGACGAAAAAUUUAUUAAAUAUUGGAGAAGGUUUUGAUGAAAAAACUACUUAUAAACUCAGUUAUUUCGCUUGCGGAGAUAACGUUCAGAGGAAGCCAAUUAGACCUAUCGCGAGACCUAGCGAAUUUUCUAAAGGUCCAUUGAAUGAUGAUACUGUUCAUAAGCUGAGUUAUUUGGGAAAUUACGGAGUGAAACCAGAAGAACCAAUACUACCGAGCUCUUCUAUAGAAGAUUGGUUAGAAAGUGGACCAAUGCAAAAAUUAACGACACAAAAGAAAGAUUUUUCAUGGAAGUGCAGUGAACCUGGACCAACAGCUUCAAAGCCAGAGGAUAAUCUCGGCUUUUCAUCUCUACCUCUUGAAUGUUGCACCACGCAUAAAUUAUCAUACUAUCCCAACGAUCUUCAAGGGUUGAUAAGAAGCAAAUCAUUCAAGCCCCCCAUAGACAAUAGGUACCGGCCGCCUGAUGUUCCGUUCGAAGAAGCUACAACUAUGCGACUGAGUUAUCAGCCCGUAGAUUGCUUACCGCGCGAAAAACCGUGGGCUCAGAGAAUUGAGUAUCACCCACCGCUCACGCUUAUGGAAGACAAUACCAUUUACAAUCAAAGUUACAUUCCUCCGGGUACUUUGGAGGCAUUGCCGUGUGACCAACCCUGUCCUCAAUUGCUGUCAGACAUGGGUCAAGAUACGUGUAAUGCAUAUCCACAAAGUUAUUGUAUAGCAGAAUGUUCGUCUUGAAGGCAAUGAAAUGUAUUUUUCAAAUAUUUAGUGUUGUUUAUUAGCACUUAAUAUUUUAUAUUUAAAUAAUUGACAUUUUUUAUGAUAAAUAAAAUUUUAACGAAUUGAAAAAAAAAAAUAAAUAAAUAAAAUAAGCGAUUUUGAGAGAAAGCAAGGCGAACAUUGGAUAUUUAACGGUCUUAAAAGCAUUUCGUAACAAAGGGUGAAAAAAAGAAUGCAAAAAGAAUGAGUCUUUGAGCAAAUCGAAUUGCGAUGAGGCGGCAGACUUUAAGUUGCUAAACUAUAUAUUAUUAUCGGAGGAUCGGUGCAGAAAAAAAUAUAAAUAUAAAUACUAUGGAAGUACAAUCAGUCGCCCUGGGUGAAUAUCAAAGAUCCCGAAGAUCACUCAUUUAUGUCAGCUUCUGAAUUCCAUGGAUCCACAUUUACGAAGGCCAUGUGAAAGUAACGGUCGCUUCCUCGCACUUAGCUUAAUUCCCCUGGUGCAAGUAUCUUCAACAUCGCAUCGUCUUUACUCUUACGAAAUAUCAUUACAUAUAUUACGAGCAAGCCGACGACGACUAUUAUGGUGUGACCAAGUGUACUGAACCUUUGUGGAAAGGUGGAUAUGAUUUAUAUAUAUGGUACUCGAUUAUGAGACCAUUUACUGGGGCUUCAGAAUAUUCUUGUAUCAUCACCGUUACUGAGUUAAUUAAUUCUAUCGAAAUGUCUUCACGUUAUUUCCAUAAUUUAUUUUCUGUUAAUACUUAACACUUGUACGUGACAAAAAAUAAAUCUUUUUUAAA